AUGAGACCAAAGGUCCUCGAGAUCUCAUGGCACGAGACACAAGCUGUCUACUCUUGCGACUUUCAGCCUCUCCCUCACAACCAAUUGAAACGACUGCUGCCUCUAUCUGGCGAUGAAGAAGAGGGCAAACCAGCAGAUAAGACACCACUCAUUGCGGGUGGAAGACAAUACCGUUUAGCGACUUCCGGAGGGGACUCCAAAGUCAGACUAUGGAUGGUUCAUCCGAAUGUUCCUCCUGCGAAUGCCUCGACACAUGCGGCCGCGACGGGCCAAGAAGCAAUUCCUCAUCCGCCUCGAGCGGAAUACCUCACCACUCUAUCAAAGCACACCGCCGCCGUCAACGUUGUCAGAUUCAGUCCGAAUGGACAGACACUGGCCUCAGCUGGGGAUGAUGGCAAUGUAAUCCUCUGGGUACCAUCUGAUCGACCAGUUGUUGCGUUCGGCGAGAGUUCUGAAGAUCAACCCGACAAAGAGCAUUGGAGGUUGCAAAAAAUGCUACAAGUGACCACGAAGCAUGUCUAUGAUCUCGCUUGGAGUCCAGAUGGAGAGUUUUUCAUCGCUGGGUCCACUGACAACACGGCGACUAUCUGGAAAGCUUCCACUGGUGAAUGCGUUUUUGCUCUCAGAGAACACUCGCACAAUGUACAAGGAGUCUCGUGGGAUCCGUUGAACGAGUACAUUGCGACGCAGUCCUCUGAUCGAUCUGUUCACGUCAACACUUUUGCUUUCCGGAAUGGGGUCCCUGAUGUUCACCCUGUUUCUCGUGCCACUCGUAUGGAAGUUCGUCAUUCAAGAACACCAUCUAUACCCUCUUCAUCACGACCAAAUAUGGUGCGACGAGCCUCCACCACAUCUGAGACAGGUUCCGUCAUGACUUCUGCGUCUGAGCAUACCGAGGUCCCCGGUCCCAGCAUGUCGAAUCCUAUCGGAGGAGCGCCCAUGACACCAAGCGCAUCUGUGCCGUCUACGCCAGGGCCUGCCUCGUCAAGUAUGAAUCCACCUCCGCCAUCUGCUCGACCGGGAUCACGUCGGUCUUCCUUCUCUGGCUCUCAAGCAGCCGGAUCACCAGCUCUCUCGGCAGUCGCUUUCCCUGCUCGGGGACGUUCACCAUCCCCUAUUCCGCCUCUCCCUGCUAUCCGUGCUCCGCCCACAUCUAGUCAGGCCAUCAUGCAGCGUCUGUAUGGCGAGGAAGGCGUCACGAGAUUCUUCAGGCGACUCAGCUUUUCACCGGAUGGCUCUUUGCUGCUCACGCCGGCGGGGCAAAUCGAAGAUCAGAUCUACAAAGGCUCUCCGAUGAUGACGGCCAGAUCCUUGUCUCAGGAUGGAUCCGAGGCGGCCGGACCUAUGUCCAUCCCAAAACUUCGGAAUGUCGACAGCGGCAAGCCGACUGUUUACAUCUAUACCCGAGCGAAUUUGGCCAAAGCGCCGAUCGCUCACUUGCCAGGUCACAAAACCGCAUGUGUGGCUAUCCGAUUCUCGCCCAUAUUUUACGACCUCCGAACGGACUCUCAAUCUGUCCAAGAACCAAAGCAGAUCACCUUGGACCGAUCAGAUCCGACACCUCAGCAUGUCAGCUUAUCUAUGCCACCACCGCCCAUUCCGUCCAAGGAAACCGAAGACAAGUCGGCGUUGGGCAGCAUCUUUGCCUUACCGUAUAGAUUGCUGUAUGCCGUCGCAUGUCAGGAUUCGGUAUUACUUUAUGACACUCAACAAGCGGGUCCGAUCGCCAUCUUCAAAGGCUUACAUUACGCGGGCUUUACGGACAUUGCUUGGUCACCUGAUGGCCAAUCACUCAUGCUGGCUAGUUCCGAUGGCUACUGUUCGAUUGUGGUGUUUGAUCUAGCAGAGCUUGGAACCGUACAUGCGACCCAACAGCACCAUCGCCAACUUGCUGCCAUCGCUCAAUCUCACUCUCAUGGUGGGGUCUCGACGCCUCACGUCCAUCCCGCAAAUUCCGUUCCUCACUCUCCGGCCGUAUCGACUAUGCGUCAAUCUCCUGCUCCUGCCAGAUCAGAACGAGAAGGCUCGACGGCUUCUUCCAUUGCACCUCUUCCUCCAGCCCACCAUAGCGCUUCCGUGCCCCCCUUCUCAGGAACCGCGCCAACGGUACCCUCCAGCACAAGCAGCAGUACGGAGGUGCCACCAACACCAGAGCAGAGUGAGAAAGGAGACGCCGCACCUACCAUUCUCAAGGGUCAAGGAGGCCCAGGGUCUGAGUCUGGAAUGUCAAUGGCAUCCGCGCAGAACGAGCAAACCAAAAGAUCCAAUCGAGAUGAGGAUCAAUCCCAGGGUCCAAAGAAGAAGAGGCGAAUUGCUCUAACACAUUUGGGA
Molecule: messenger RNA, 2331 nt
Organism: Kockovaella imperatae
Lineage: Eukaryota; Fungi; Basidiomycota; Tremellomycetes; Tremellales; Cuniculitremaceae
Product: WD40-repeat-containing domain protein
Exons: 7
Biological process (GO): nucleosome assembly; DNA replication-dependent chromatin assembly
Cellular component (GO): CAF-1 complex; nucleus
Molecular function (GO): protein binding
Source: RefSeq, a predicted model, not a curated record